GCACCCAAAGUUCAUUUACCACUCAAAUAAUACUUAAUAAAUAUCUUCGAAAAUACAUGAGAACAAUUGGAUUUAUCUUAUUUAACGACGACUACGAAGAAUGGAAACAUUACCGAAGAAUACUUGAGCAAACCAUCUCAAAUCAAAGUUACCAACACGCGCUAUUUGAUAUUAUUGUAGAAUCUUUCAAAGAGAUACAAGUGUACUGGAAAGAGCUCGGUGCCGAGCACGUUGUUGACAUGAGGGAAUGGACUAUGCGUCAACUCUUUGAUAUCAUAUUUCGUACAACUACAGGAGAAAAUUUAUCUAUCAUGACUAAAUAUUUCAAUAGUUUGACGACUGGGCCGAAAAUUCAUAUAGCAGAAGAAAUCGAUAGAAUGGGCGAAGAUAUUGAACAACAAUUAGAAAACAGCCCAAAAGGAGCCUUUUAUUUUCUGUAUGUGCCUGAAGUGCUGGUGAGAUCCAUUUUUUGGCCGAAAACGAAAAAAUAUUUUCAAAAACCCGAAAAGGUUCGAGCAAUAUAUGAUAAAAUUAUUCGAAAGCGAAGGCAAGAAAAUCAGAAUAAAAACUCAUCCAAUCGAAAAGAAGAUGUUUUAAAUUUACUACUGAACAAUAAGUCUAUAGCUUUAUCUGAUCAACAAAUUUCUAUCAUCCUCUUUGAAAUUAUUGGUGCGUCAUUUCUGACAACUUCAAAUACAUUUGGAUUUAUGCUCGAAUAUAUAGAACGCAAUCCAAAUGUCAAACAAAAAUUACUUGAAGAACUAAACACAGUUUUUGGCGGCGAUAAAACCAAUAUCUCCUUUAAUAAACUUACACAACUUAAAUAUAUCGGAGCAGUGAUUAAUGAAACACUUCGACACUCUCCAUCAUUCUUAACAAUCCUUCGAGCGAACAGCCAAGAAGUCGAUGUUGUCGGGUGUAAAUGGCAUGCCUCGACACAAUUCAGAAUAAAUGUCACUGCGAUUCAUCAAAAUCCUAGUCUUUGGCAUAAUCCCCAUGAAUUUAAUCCUGAACGAUUUCUCGAUGGACAAAAGGAAAACAUAAAGAACAAUUCAAAUCUUAAUUUCGGAACUGGACUACGUAUUUGUCCCGGCCGAUUUCAAGCGGCAAACAUGUUAAAAACCAUGAUUUCGUUGCUUUACCUUAAUUAUCAG
Ambispora gerdemannii is the source of this 1154-nucleotide messenger RNA. The record is from the annotation of a GenBank genome assembly. NCBI's taxonomy places the organism in Eukaryota, Fungi, Glomeromycota, Glomeromycetes, Archaeosporales, Ambisporaceae.